Molecule: messenger RNA, 4645 nt
Organism: Bicyclus anynana (squinting bush brown)
Lineage: Eukaryota; Metazoa; Arthropoda; Insecta; Lepidoptera; Nymphalidae
Gene: Ube3a
Product: ubiquitin-protein ligase E3A
Exons: 16
Coding region: 179-2923 (914 amino acids)
Biological process (GO): protein polyubiquitination
Molecular function (GO): ubiquitin protein ligase activity
Source: RefSeq, a predicted model, not a curated record
AUUCAAAAUGGCGUUUGACUUGACAGAUUGUAUUCGUAAAAAUUAAUGAAAUGAUAAUUAGUAAUUUUUGUGUUUAAUUUUGUGAAAACAUUAACAAAGAAGUUAGGCAAAUAGCGAAUGUUUAUUCUGUUGCCUUUAGGUUACUCAAAUUAGAUGAUUAGAAGAAUCAUUUAUUUCUAUGAACUCGAAAAGUGAAACCGACGAAGCUUCAAGGGGGAACGAAGCAUCAUCGUCAAAUAACGAGUCCACCCCAAGUAUCCCCAAGAGCCACUCUGUGGCUGGUUUAUGCGCAGAUACGAGUUCAAACAAAACUAAGGACAUCAUGAAGCGUGCGGCAGCAAAACAACUAAUUGAACGCUAUUUUUACCAGCUGUUAGAUGGUUGCGGUAACCCUGAGUGUGACAACCAAUAUUGUGCAUCUAGUGGAGAGGCCCGAAAUCUGACUCCAAAUGAAGCAGCUGCGGAGGCAAUUAAGUUAUUCUACACAGAAGCACGUCUGUGUGACUCUUUGCCUAGUAAGAUGCCUCGAACAGAUCCAUCAAUCAACAUUGUUUGUCCUCCAACCCCUUGUGUGACAGGCACAGCAAUGAACAUAGUAAUGGAGGAUAACAUCAGUGACUUUCCCUCUUGCAGUUCAUCACGAUUCAUGGACAAGUUCAAACCAGACUCUAGUCAGCAAAUGGAUUCCAAAAAUAUUAGACAUAACAAUGGUGCACCGUUAACUGAAGAGCGCAUAUACCAACUGUGCGAUGAAUGUCUCCAAUCAAAAAAACCACAGUAUCUAAUCAGAGCCCUGGCCGAGGCGUUCACACAGCCAGCCGUGUUGGCCAGAUGUUUUCAGAGGAAACUUGGUGAUACAGAUAAUAGUAGUGAAGGAAAGAAUAAACCAGAUAAAGAAUCCAAAGCUAUGUGCUCAUCAAGUGAUCCCGAUAAAGAUGUAGACAGUGUAACAGGACCUGGGCUUGAUGUGGCAUCGUGUCGGAGAGCCUUCCAGUAUCUUGCUAAAGUGCCAUCAGAAUAUUACAGUUCGGCCCUGGUGACUGCACUCUCAACGCUCGCCGAGAACCUGAUAGUUGAGAUGAAAUUAUCAAAAACCAAGACGUUGACCUUAGAUGACACUGUCAAUUGUUUUGUCAUCGCCUUCGAAGUGCCAGACCUUGGGUGUAGUCGAUACUUGGACAUAGCACUACCACUGCUGUGUGUUGCCGCUGAAAAUUUGCCUGUUAUAGCACAAGCAAAGCUAGCUAGAAUAUGGGCUCAAUAUUGCAAAGACAGUCUGCGCCACAUACUGGAGACACUACAGCAGCUGAUCACGCUCAGAGUUAUAUCCACCAACUAUGUGAGAAAUUUUCAACUUCAAGACGACCACACUGUCACCAUGGCAACCAAAAUUAUGAAGAUACUGUACUACGCCAACAUGCUGGCGGGAGUGAUGGAGCCCAGCACACUGCGCGAGGAGCCCGUGGUGAUCGCCAGCCAGCUGGACCCCCUGGGCGACGCGCUGGACCACCUGUACCCGCUUUCCUCCAUCAAGAACUUGAAGCAGGCUCCGUAUGAGGACCCCCUCGCCAUUGAAUUAGGUAUAAAUGUAUUAGACGCUAGGAAACCUUAUUUGCCAUUUGAAGAGUUUUAUAACGAACCACUUAGUGAUACUAUAGAGAUGGAUAUAGAUUUAGCUAAUUGUAAAACUGAUGUCGACGACAUAGGUAAUAAGUUCUCGUUCCUAAAAUAUCCGUUCAUACUGACGGCGGCGACCAAAUCGCUGGGACUGUAUUACGAGAACCGCAUCCGCAUGUACUCGGAGCGGCGCGUGUCGCUGCUGCACGCGGUGGUGGGCGCGGCGCCGCCCAUGCCCUUCCUGCGGCUCAAGGUGCGGCGCUCGCACAUCAUCGACGACGCGCUGGUCGAGCUGGAAAUGAUAGCAAUGGAACGCGCACUGGAUCUGAAGAAACAACUCGUUGUAGAGUUUGAGGGCGAGCAGGGCAUAGACGAGGGUGGAGUCAGUAAGGAGUUCUUCCAACUUGUGGUGGAGCAAAUAUUCAACCCUGACUACGGCAUGUUCACACAGAGACCUGACGAGCUCACUGUCUGGUUCAACCCCACAUCCUUUGAGACUGAAGCACAGUUCACAUUGAUCGGCAUAGUGUUGGGACUCGCCAUCUAUAACAAUAUCAUACUGGCGGUUAACUUCCCCAUGGUCGUCUAUAGGAAACUGAUGGGGAAGAAAGGCUCCUUUGAAGAUUUGGCGGACUGGAAUGCGACCUUAUACAACGGUUUAAAAGACAUGUUAGAAUACACAGGCAGUGAUUUAGAGGAGGUAUACUACCAAACCUUCAGGAUAUGUUACACAGAUGUUUUCGGCAACAACAUAUUCCACGAUCUAAAAGAAAAUGGCGACGACAUAUUUGUCACGCAAGAAAACAAAAGAGAAUUCAUAGACCUAUACGCAGACUUCCUAUUGAACAAGUCAGUGGAGACGCAGUUCAAGGCGUUCAGACGCGGGUUCGUGAUGGUGACGGACGAGAGCCAGCUCGGCAUGCUGUUCCGGCCCGAGGAGGUGGAGACGCUCGUCUGUGGUAGCAAGAACUUCGAUUUCAACGAACUGGAGAAAUCAACGGAAUACGACGGCGGCUAUACAGCAGAGUCGCAAACAAUAAAAGACUUUUGGAGCAUCGUCCACAGUUUGUCUCUAGAGGACAAGAGGAAGCUCCUACAGUUUACGACAGGGUCGGACCGAGUGCCAGUGGGGGGGUUGAGCCAUCUGAAACUUGUUAUAGCUAGGAACGGACCUGACUGUGCCCGUCUACCCACCGCCCACACGUGUUUUAACGUUUUACUCCUCCCUGAAUACGAAAACAAAGAGAAACUCGAAGACAGACUGAUGAAAGCGAUAAGUUAUUCAAAAGGCUUCGGUAUCAUAUAACGAAAAUCCUCGCUAACAAAAGAUCACUUUUCGUUGAUAUAAAAUAUACUAAAUAAAUAUAUUAUAUACAUCGAUCUCCUAUUAAAAAGUGGAUGCACAAUCAGCGACCAAAAAACGUCCGCACUCAAUGAGUGCUAAAGACUUCUUGGCACUCAAUUUAGGUAAUCGCAUUUGCAAAUUCCACCUUAAACUCAAUCCUUAAGGUUGAAUUUGCUCUGAAUAUUGGACUAUAUUUAAAGGCCUUUAGGUAUAACUUUCUUAACCAAUAAUUCUAAAACUGUCAAAGCAAAAUUGGCCAGUUUUUAAAUGAAAUUUUCUACAUGAUGGUGCGUCCAUUUAUUAUAAGAGAUCAAUGAUUAUAGACUUGAAAAAAAUGUCCGAUACUGUGUCAUGCUUUUAUUAAGAAAAUGUACCUUAUUUAGAUUGUAAUAAUGUUUGAAAUCGAUUGUUUAUAUUGUUUUUAAUUGGCACUUCAACACAGUUUGUGUAUUGUCUAUGAAGCACUGAAAAGCGACUGUAAAUUUUAUCUCUUAUUCAAUUACAAACAAUCUAUGAAUGUGUUAAGCAAUAAAAAUGAUUUAACGUAUAGUCAACCUAUUCUAAGAAGUCCAUUUGGCUUGGAUGUAUUGAUAACUCUUAUGACACUCCCAUGAUAUGCGGGCGACGGGGGCAAAAAGGACUGCGUGGGUGUCAAAGCCGCUCCCGGCCCCCGCCGGCCUCCGGAAGUGUUACGAACGAAUUUGCAACGCUUUAUAAUUUAGUCUGAUGACGUCAUGUUCUUUGGAACAAAUGGAAAGUACCCACAAAACUGAUAGGAAUAAUCAUUUUCACUAUUAAAGUAUACAGAAAACAACGAGUCCUGGUUGUCAAUGACACAAAUUCGCAAUGUCAAAAUUGACGUUACGUUUGACGUCACAGACUCCCAGUGGCCCAGGUCCAAUGCCGUCAAUAUUUCACUUGUAUAUUCGUACUUGAAAGUUAGAUUAAGCUCAAUAUAGCAUAAUAUAGUGGCUACAUUAUGGCAUGAAGAUGUUUGCACACUACCGAACAAGCCGCAAGCGAUGAACACUAAAUUCACUUAAAUCCAGGAGAGCUAUUCAGUAACGAUGUUUAAUAUAACAACCAAGUGCAAGUUUCAAAUUCACCUCUAUCUCUGUUUAAAUCGAGUUAGAAGCUCACACUGUCGAAGUGAUGAAAAAAUCGUUAUUAGCUAUAAUAAUUUGUUUAUCUAAACGUGUCUUAUAGACAAACGCCGAUUGUGUGCCAGGAUUCACAUCCUGUAUUGCAUAUAAAUCGCGCCAGCGCGGGGAUAAAAUGAUAAAAAGGGCUAAAAACUCGUAACCAAUGACGCUUAACAACCGCGCUAAAGCAUAGCUCGGACUGCUUUAGUAUUUUAGUCGAGUACGAACAAUUUUUGGAUUUACCGCCCAAAAAUCGUUCGUACUCGACUAAAAUACUAAAUUAGUCCGAACUAGGCGUAACAGUCGCGGGACUAUGCAACCGACCUUACAAUACCUUGCCAGUAAUGUGCAAUCAACUUUAGCGUACUAUGAUUUUGUGUAUUUUUCUGGUCAAAUAAUUUGUCAUACAGCUAUUUGUUGUAUUUUAUGUCAAUGAUGAAAAUUAAAUAUUGCCUAUUGUUGUAAAGCCGUUCUUGGCGUAUUUGUAACAUUGAUAUAAUUGAUUAAUUAAUUAAUUAAAGUUUGUUUUAUUUAUACAUUA